CGAAUCGACCUGAUUAGACUGGCGAGUGGCACCGGCACAUGACGUUUCUUGUGGUUGACGUUGACACAGACGCCCAAGCAGCGAUGGCAACCUCACUUUGGAAUUGCCCGCGCUCAGCACAAGCUCUUUAAACUCAUUUAACAGAUCGACAUGGGUCUUUUACCUCCUCGUAAGAAGUCGAACCUGCUCUUCAAGCCUCGUACUAGUGCAAGCAAGAGCCCCAAAGAGGACUCGCUCAAUGCGACGCCUUUGCCAUAUGAAGCCCAGAAACUCAAGCUGAAGAUCUUGAACGCCCACCCAGAGCCGCUAAUGCGCUUCAGUAUGAGUCGCAUGCGUCAUAUUGUAUCGCAACCACCAGUGGAAAUUCCUGCUGAUCUUCGCAAGAAAAACCUCGUGUCCAGCCGCGUGUCAGGUCACAACGUACCGCUCACUCGAAAGAUGUGGGACUACCAGAUGAAGCAGUACAAGAAAGGCAAGCUCGACAUCAUCGGAGAAGGCAUCUACUACGGUUGACAAAGCUGGGUGACUGAAAUCCAACUUUAAUGAUGAUUAAGAGUGACGUGAAUACCAUUCACACCCCUCGAGCUGUAGACUAGUACGUAUACUGAAGAACAAAAUAUACUGAUUGAAGCUAUUGAUUGUGG
This is a messenger RNA of Phytophthora nicotianae INRA-310, 644 nucleotides long. RefSeq lists its product as hypothetical. The record is from RefSeq and is a predicted model, not a curated record. The transcript has a single exon. Bases 151 to 513 code for a protein of 120 amino acids. NCBI's taxonomy places the organism in Eukaryota, Oomycota, Peronosporomycetes, Peronosporales, Peronosporaceae.